AUGUCGAGGGUUUCCAAGUGGAAGCUUGAGAAGACUAAAGUGAAAGUUGUCUUUCGGCUCCAAUUUCACGCGACACAUAUUCCACAGUCGGGUUGGGAUAAGUUGUUUAUAUCAUUCAUCCCUACUGAUUCGGGGAAGGCAACAGCUAAGACAACCAAAGCCAACGUAAGAAAUGGAACAUGUAAAUGGGCCGAUCCUAUUUAUGAAACCACAAGGCUUCUCCAAGAUUCUAAAAGCAAACAAUACGAUGAGAAGCUUUACAAGAUUGUCGUGGCCAUGGGAACUUCACGGGCUAGCAUCCUCGGGGAAGCUACCAUCAACCUUGCCGACUAUGUUGAUGCUUUAAAGCCUUCUGCUGCAACACUUCCUCUUCAUGGAUGCAGUUUCGGAACUAUCCUACAUAUUUCUAUCCAGCUCCUGACCUCGAAGACCGGAUUUAGGGAAUUUGAACAGCAGAGAGAACUCAGAGAAAAGGGAAUACAAUCUGGGCAAGACAGCCAUGCCCCUGGGAAAAUACCAUCACCCGGAGAGGUUGCCAAUUUUCAGGGCAAUAAGACGAGUUCUCCACUCGAAGAGGAGGCGAACCCGACUGAGGAAGCCGACUCAGCCACUGGAUUCGACGCCUCAUCCAAUACUUCUGGAAGUUUCUAUGCAGAGAGGAAUGAGACUCCCAGCACACACGAAAUUGACAGCCUCCAAAGCAACACGGGGAGAGUGGGUCCCGCUGGUGAUCUGGCACUGACUUUUGAUGAGAAUAUCCGCCUCAAAGGGAGCUCGGAGCUAGCUGAGUCAUCUCUUUUCGACCUCAAGCUAGAAGUCAGCUCCCUGCAGAGCCUGGCUGACGAGCUAGGUGCUGAGACACAGAGGUUCUCACGGCAGCUGAUAAUGGAGGUAUCCUCAGCCGAACAACUUGCUCGAGAGGUCUCGUCCAUUAAAUCGGAGUGCCUUGAGUUCAGGGACGAAAUAGUCAAGCUCCGAGAUUUAAAGUCCAGCCUGUUCACAAAUCGGACCGAUUUGCAGCUCCAGUUUCCAAAGGGAAUUGCCAUGGUGGAAAGCAAGAUCAGGGACCUUCACAGCAAGACCCGUCUUUCCCCCCAUGGUGGUGACCCUAAGUUUAUAUGCUCGGAGUUGGAAGUUCUGCUCGAUUUUCUGCUCGAACUCAAGCUUGAAAACGGGAAUGGGCUGGGCUUGGAUUUGUGUCAGCCCGAAUGCAUUCUUCCGAAUCCUCCAGAUGAUAUCGAUGCAAUGAGAGGGCAGAUUCUCGAUCUCGUGCGGGAGCUGGACGAGUCGAGGGUCGAGAAGGAAGCUUUUAUCCGGAAAACGAACCAGAUGGAGUGCUAUUACGAGGCGCUCAUACAUGAGCUGGAGGAGAAUCAAAAGCGAUUGCUGGGCGAGCUGCAGCACUUGAGGAACGAGCACUCUGCCUGCCUCUAUUCUUUAUCUAUAGCCAAAUCCGAGGUGGACUCGCUGAGUCAUGAUCUGAGUCAACACAUGGUUCGGUCGGCUGACGAGAGGCGAGAACUGGAAGCUCUCAAUGAGGAGCUCGAGAGACGGGCUGUGACUUCUGAAACUGCAUUGAAGCGGGCCCACUUAAAUUACUCGAUUGCUGUGGAUAAAUUGCAGGAAGACCUCCGGCUGCUCUCUUCACAGGUCACGUCAAUGUUCGAGACGAAUGAGAAACUCAUCAAGAAUGCUUUGCCCACGCGGGACAUGAAGAGAUGUGCGGGUGGCGAUAUUCUCUUGCAGGACCUGAGAAGAUCCCUACGCGUGCAGGAAGAGCAUUACGAACGGGUCGAGAGAGAACUUACAGAAAUGUACUCGGUUAAUUCGGAAUUGGAUUUGUUCUCUAGGGCACUGGUGGAAUCCUUGCGUGAAGCUGAUAACAGCAUUAGAAUUGUGGAUGAUGAAUUGAAACUCUCGAUGGCUUCUCAGAACCAGUUGAUGAUGAACCUGCAGAAGGCUACGGAUGAUAUUCACAUGCUCAACGAGUACAAAUCGAGUAGCAUUUCUCAGUGUAGCGAUUUGGCCCUGCAGAAUCAACUGUUGGAAGAUAAAUUAGUGAGUGCUACUGAGGAGAAUUAUCUUCUUGCUGAGAAGCUGAAGGAUUACGAGAGUUAUCGGAGCAUGUAUGCAGCUUGUUUGGCAGAGAAUGCGGAGCUCUCUCGUCAUUUGGAACAGAAAGGAUCUGAAAUCGAGAAACUGGCUAAUGAAAUUUUAACUUUGAAGGAAAAGUUGAUGACCCUCAAAGCCGAGUCUGAUGAACUUGUCUCAUCCAAGAAAAAUCUAGAGGAAACUAUCGAUUUCGUACGUGAAAAGUUGGCCAACCUGUUGGCAUCUUACAGCACACAAUUUCAUUUCGUGGAUAAUUUUCAGAAUCUCGAUUCGGAGAGUGUAGAUGUGAAAGAUGCUGCCUUGCGUUUAGAAAAGAUCCAGCUUAGUGUAUACACAAAAUACUGUGAACUGCUGGAAGAGGAUCAGAUUCUGAAGAACGAGAGAGCCAUUGUUGACCUGUCAUUGAGCACUUCCAGGUCAGAAAUCGUGAUGACGAAGCGAAAGUUCAAAAGCGACUUAGAGGACAUGGUGACUAGGCUAGGCGUGUCCAAUGCCCUCGUGGGCAAACUUCAAGCCGAACUUGAAUCAGUGGAUAACAAACUCCGCAUGAGUUCCGAGAUUGAGGAGAAGCACAUUAGCCUGAACAGAGUGCUUAUGGCUGAUAUUGCUCUUUUGGAAGAUCAGAUGCUAGAAUUGACUUGUAAAAAUGGUCACCUCUUGGAUGAGGUCUCGAUCUUGGAUGCUCUUGCAGAGGAACAUAAAAGGAGUGAAUUAACCAUUUCUAAGUUAAUGCAUGAUAAAAGAGAACUUAGCAAGUCCUUACAGGAAAAGGCUGAGGAAUCUACCAAGCUUUCUGGUGAAAUUAGUUAUCUGAAAGAAACUUCGAAAAGUUUGCAUGAUGAGUUGUUCAUGGAAAAAUCCUAUAGAGAUGAACUUGAAGGAAAAGUGAGGGAUCUUUCUUUCCACUUGAACAAGGCUGAGGAUGAGUUGCUUAGUUUCGAACAGCAAAAAUCUGAACUAAUGCAUGUUAGGGAACUGGAAUCAGAACAUAUAUCCGAAAAAUCGAGACUCGCUCAUCUUCUCGAUCAGAAAAAUAUUCUAAUAGAAGAGCUUAAGAGAAAUAAUUGCUACAAUGGUAUCCUCGAGAGUCAGUUAUUAGAGAUGCACGAGCACUUGCUUGCAACAGAUGUAAGACUGACUUAUGUUGCAAACCAUUAUGAAGCAAUCAUCGAGGGACUCCUACAGAAACUCGUGUCCUCAGACAGCUGUCUUAUGGAACUUCAGAAAAAGUAUCAUGAGACAGAAGCUAUGCUGAGUCAACAUCUCGAAGGUGAAACUAACUGGUCAGAAGAAAAACUCAACCUUUUGACAAGUCUGGAAGCUUCUGAAGCUCAAAACAAGAUUCUUUCAGAUUCAAACAAAGAGACAUGGCAUCAGCUUGAGGAGUGCAGGAAUAAGCUAACAAUGAUGAUUGAUGCCGAGCAAGAAAUCGACGAUUUGGCCAUCUCAAAUAAAGAAUUUGAACUUUUAGUUACAGUACUCGAAAGCAAAAUUCGCGAACAGUUUGCUAAUAUAACAUUUUUGGAAGGCUCCAAAGACCAGCUUUCUGUUAAGCUGUCUGAACAGGUUUUGAAGACCGAAGAAUUUAAAAAUCUUUCUACCCAUUUGAAAGAACUCAAAGACAAGGCCGAAGCCGAAUGUCUUCUGGCUUCAGGGAAAAGAGAAACGGAGGUGGGCCAGGUGGCACCUUCUCCCGGACAGGAUUCUUUACGAAUUGCAUUCAUGAAAGAACAAUACGAAACUCAGGUGCAAGAACUGAAGCAACAGGUUUCUAUAUUGAGAAAGCAUGGGGAGGAGAUGCUGCUGAGGCUGCAGGAUGCAAUUGAUGAAAUUGAAAACAGGAAAAAAACCGAGGCUGUGAAUGUGAAGAAAAACGAGGAGCUCUUGAUCAGGCUCUCUGCUUUAGAGGAAGAGUUGCAGUCGGCUGUAAAGGAGAAAUGUGAGAAAACGAAUGCUUAUGACCGAACAAACGCCGAGCUGGAAUGCGCGUUGCUUAGCCUGGAAUGCUGCAAGGAAGAAAAGGAAAAACUCGGGUCUUCUUUGCGGGAAUUCGAGGCAGAAAAAUCUCGACUUGCUAGUGAUCUGGAGUCGGUUAAAGCACAACUGGAGGAUUUGAAAUCUUCAAUGAGAUUUGGGUGUAAUAUAUUGAAUGGUGAAAAUGGAGAUUCAACUGAGCCAGGGCAGUUACGAAUCAUUCAGGACGAUGCUGCCUUUGCAACGAAAGACAAUAAUUUAGAUGUUUGUCACAACAAUUUGGGAGCCCAGAAACUGAGAUCUAGUAUGGAGCAUUUACACGAGGAGCUUGAAAAGAUGAAAAAUGAAAACAAAGCUGACUGCAUAAGCCAUGAUGUCGAUCCAGAUAUUCAAGUACUGCAACAUGAAAUCAUGAAACUGCAUAAAGCAAAUGAAGAGCUCGGACGAAUGUUUCCCCCAUUCAAUGAUAUUUCUUCUGGUGACAAUGCUCUAGAAAGGGUUCUAGCGUUGGAAAUUGAGCUUGCUGAAGCCUUGAAGUCGAAGAGAAAAUCGAAAGUCGUAUUUCAGAGUUCUUUCCUGAAACAUCAUGGGGACGAGGAAGCCAUUUUCAAGAGCUUUAGAGACAUAAACGAGCUCAUAAAUGAAACCUUGCAGCUCAAGGAAAGGCGAGCUGCCCUUGAGGCCGAGCUGAGGGACAUGCACGAUCGGUACUCUCAGCUCAGUCUCCAAUUUGCAGAGGUCGAAGGUGACAGGCAAAAGCUCAGGAUGACACUCAAGAAUGUUCGCUCGUCCAGGAAGCUCCACUCUACAUAG
Striga hermonthica is the source of this 4899-nucleotide messenger RNA. NCBI's taxonomy places the organism in Eukaryota, Viridiplantae, Streptophyta, Magnoliopsida, Lamiales, Orobanchaceae. The record is from the annotation of a GenBank genome assembly.